CUUGUCAGAGCUAGGCAAGUGGAAAUUGGACAAUUGCAAGGUUUUGCUGAUCAAAUGCGCAAACGUCGUUCCCACGCAAAUUGAAUUUGGCGCCAAUUGUCUUGCCCGACGUCAGCCAAGGGGUCGCGAUCAAUGGCUAGCGAAGCUCAUCGUCAAAACAAACAAUUAUUACGCCGUCUUAUCGACUCAUACUGCAAGGUUUAUUGAGUGCACAGCGAUCCUGUCUUCCUCGCAUAUUCCUUGCCUUCAGUACGCUGUCAUGUGUCCUGCUGCACACCUGUUGUCGAGGCUGCAGGCAAAGCCACCCGUCUGCAAUGUGUUGAUGUGAUGCCUCCGUAGCUUCGCGGUUCGAAAGCGUAGAUGUGGGUAGUUUAGCAUAGCGAAUGUUACAAAAUGAGGUAUUACACGUGCAACCAAAGGCUAAAAGCCUCUCGCUAGCGGCCUUGGUACCAUGGAAGACAGCGGGAUCGACAGUGAUUCCAAGACGAACAGCUGUAAUGGUGGCGAUCGGCCGCAGCAAGAUCUACCGGUUCCUGUGAAGAAAUUGGAUGGCUGUGAAGUGGACAUGAACGAAGCAGAAGGCGCCGAGGAAAAACCACAGGAGGCACCGUCAGAAGAACCGCAGAAGACACCUGAGGAGCAGGCUGCAUCAAAGUCACGAGCCCUUCAACUCCAUAGACGAUUAGAGCGGCACAUACAGCAGUCAAAGAAAAUUCGGCAGCAGACACGAAAUGCGUGCAUCGACACUCAGCCCAAAAAGACACUCCUACCACGAAGCAGGCUUCCUGUGCCCAACAAAGGCCAAGGGUCAACUGCUCAGCCGUCAGGAGACACUGAGCCUUUGGUUACAUGGAAGUCUGACAGUGAAGAGGAUUUUGAAUUUCAGCCCACUUCUAAGGCAGCUGCCCGUGAAAUCACUCAACAGCUGAUUAGAGAUGGGUAUGAUCUUGACCUGACCCCCGACGAUGAUGAUCUAGACCUUAUUCCACCGAAACCACUGACUCAAAGGUGUUCCUGCUGCAACCCAUCUCAGACGUGCUCCGUUAUGUGACCGGCUGUUGUUGUUUUGCUGACAUGACCAUUGCUAUGUGGAAAAGACGGUCUUUUUCUGGAACGUUUUUCUGGAACGUGACCAUGGGGUGCAGGCGUGAACGGACUGACUGUUCGGUUUAACAUUCCAUAUUUUUUUCUGCUGCUGAUACCACUCGCUACAUUCGUGUUGUUGUUGCAGCAGCUAUAGUGGGUGAACUUAUAACGUAUCGUGAUGAGUGGUGCGUGAAAUUGUGCAGAACUCGAAAUUUUAUUUGCUGCCUUCCUCCUAGUUGGGGGAUGCUUCAAAUCUCAAAGCUGUUAUUAGACGAUUCCACGAUGUUCAGUGGCAUGCAUUGUGUGAGACUCAUUGCUUUUAACUGCCCUCCACUUGCCAGGGGUGUGCUUCAAAUUUUUGAACCCUGAUUCCUGAACUGGGUCAUAAUGUACAAUUUAUUUAAUUGCAAAAAAUUUUGGAAUCUCACGAUUUCCAAUUCUGUACAUAAUGCUCACUAUGCUCUACCAAGACAAAAAAAUCCUACAAUUUGUGCUGUGAUACAUUUGCUCAGCACUGCACUUGAAUAAUGGUAUUGCACAAAAGAUUGGGCAGUAGUGGAACCUCGCUCGUAUUGAGGGUGAGCUAUGUCUGUAGCCGUAUGGCACAUUCUUAUGCCUUGGCAUAAUUUUAGAUUCCGAAGCAGAUUGAAUGCAAAUGUUGCCACCAGAGGGAUUGACGCAAUGAUGCAUUAUUUUUUCGGAGCUGAUAAGGUGAUUUGUGCCGCGUUAGUGGAGUGCUUAUAGCCGUGCACAGCUAAAUUUGAAUCUGAGAGUAGUAUUAGAGUCACAUGAUGUGAAACCUUUGCGAGCAAUUUUUAUGAGACAAAGGCUUUGUAUUUUGCAGCAGUCUUUCUCGAUUACCUUUGAACACGUGAAUCGAGUUGUCGGGUAGCAUAACCUAAGCUGAAAUGUUUUGCCAUUUACUGUAGAUUUCUGUUGUAGUCAAGAUUGUGCAUGUUAGUCAAAGCAUUGUCAUGGCAGAGUUUUCACAAUGGCAGCGUUGUUUACUGUUACGUAGAAAACAUUCCAGUGCCAAAACAAUUUGUACACCAGGACUAAGAAAUUACUUGAUACUACUUUCUUGCCUUUAGUAGUGCCACACAAGUUCAGCGAGUGAUUUCCUAUGUGGAUGUCAGACUGUGUGAACUUAACUAAAAAACAAUUUUUAUUUCAAACUUAAGUCAGGUGGCACACGAGUUGUGCACUUUAAGUAUUUGAUGCUGGAACCUACACUGCUAGUUUUGAGACAGCGAUCCAAGUUUAUCAUUGUUACUGUGCUACAAUGGUGUUUGAAUUGACUAAUCUGCACUUCCUUAGAAACAUGCAUUUAUUGACAUUUGGUGCUCACAAAAUGUUUCAUGACACUCAUUAUGCUUGCACUUAUGAGCGUUAGCCAAAAGAAUGGCCCUUCAUGUGUGUGCAUAGCAGCACAUGUCACCAGUUCUUGCGAUUACCAGUUCAUUCGCAUAUCAGAGGUAUCAACCCAUACUUGUCAUUAUUGUAGCGAUCAGUUAUACUGAUCUGAUGUAGAACAGCUUUGGUUAUGAGAACGUGGCCUAGUUGUAACUUGAAAAGUUACUCUUGGAUGUGCUAAAGAUUCGUAAAAUGAUGCAUUUCUGUGUACACUCGUUGCACUGGUUGCAAUGACAGGAUCUGUGCACGGCACUAACAUUGAUCUUAUGAAGAGUCGGUUUUAUUAUCCUGACACUCAGUGAUACUACAAUUGCGAGUUGAUGCUUGUGCGUGGCAUAUUUUGUUCGUGUGAGCUUCAUCAGUAUUGUUUUGCUUCAGAACAUUUCCAUUUACUCUAGUCAAUGCCUGAUGCGCAAUUUACUUGCCCACCUUGGACGCAUAUGUUUUUACGUAACUGUUAUGCAUUAAAAAUGUGGUAUUUCGA
This is a messenger RNA of Dermacentor silvarum, 2983 nucleotides long. Its product is annotated as protein FAM219A-like. The record is from RefSeq and is a predicted model, not a curated record. The transcript is spliced from 5 exons. NCBI's taxonomy places the organism in Eukaryota, Metazoa, Arthropoda, Arachnida, Ixodida, Ixodidae. The coding region runs from base 452 to 1051 and encodes 199 amino acids.